CAAACUGCCUGUUUUUCCGUGGCUCAACCCUUGACGAAUUCAAAACGCUCUCCAAAACCUGGAAUGCAUGAGAUCAUGAAUGCAUGAAUAUACCUACAAUACAGCACAGUAAAUACUGUCCCAACCCAAACUCGACCUUGUGGCGUCGGCUAUUGACCCUGUUUGAACCACGUAACUAGAACUUCACGAUGGUUACGUCCGCAAUCUCAGUUCCUUUCCUACCGUCUGAGGAAGAUCUCCCUAUUUCCACAAAUGCACCACCAGCUUUCAUUCUAGCCCCCUAUAAGCACAAGUCAUCUUCAUGAAUCGGUUGGCAUUGAAACCCAAAUGCCCCCAAAAUCGUGGGGAAGCACAAGCGAUGGCCCGGCUCAACGGGUGCCAUGGAUGGUGAACGCAGAACGGUACAGCGUUUCCGGGGAUCAUUCUCUCCUUGCUCAAGCAUCACGGUGAUCCUCGGUAAAGAAGCCUCAAGUCUCCGAAAGGGACCCCAAAGCCCCAAAAAUAUUGAAACGUGCCCCAAUGACAGCUGCCGCAAAAGUCCACGAUGACCUCCAAAACAGUGUGUCAUGUGGGUCCCCGGACAAUCAAGGCCGGCCACCUUUCACCUUGGAAUUUACCUAAGUCUCCCUAUGAAAACCUCUCAACACUGCCUGACCUGCACAGUGUGCCACACGGAGUUUUCUCGGUGACCGAAGCACUACGGGAGCACCUAGCCAAUGAGAACCCCAAUCCCUGGCGGCCAGAACCGGGUUUGCCGGGGCGUCAUAGUCUUUUUACCAACAGCAGGACAUCAAAGGCCAGGCCAGGCCAGGUACGUACGGUACCUAGCGACUUGAGCUCCAGCGCUGCUCAUACCUAAAACAAUUUCUUCCCGUCGUCUACUUGUUCUUCCCGUGUCCCUCCCAACUACCUAUCCACCUUAUCCAUCCGUCAAUUCAGUCCAAUUCCUCUCCUCAGUCUUCACGGGGAACCCUUUGUUGACUUACUCCGCCGUUCCUUCGUGUCGCGAUCAAGCUCGUCGAGGGAUGCUUCCCAUUCAUAUCCUCUAGUUCCUUUUUAUAUACCUGUUCUGUUUCUCCACAUACACAAACACAAACGCUCAUCAUGUUGAGGAAUUCGCUCUGUAGAGCUAGCUCGCAGCUCCUUCGCGGUGCUCGAUGCUCUGCUGCCUCGUCUACCGCCUCUAUUUCGACCCUCUCGGCCCGUACAUCAUCAUGGAAGCUCGCCGCCUCCCGCCGCCCUCUGGCCGUUGCUGCUCGUCGCAAUUAUGCGACCAGCGCGACUUCUGCGCCUCCCGAUCCUAACGAUAACUUCCUCUCCGGAAGCACCGCUAGCUACAUCGAUGAGAUGUACAUGCAGUGGAGGCAAGAUCCUGAGAGCGUCCAUGUCUCUUGGCAGAUCUACUUCAAGAACAUGGAGAGCGGCGAGAUGCCCAUCUCUCAAGCUUUCCAGCCUCCUCCUAACCUGGUCCCUAACAUGACCGGUGGCGUCCCUCGCCUUGCUGGCAACCUGGCCAUGGAGGAUGGCUCAGAUGUCACCAACCAUCUCAAGGUUCAGCUUCUUGUCCGCGCUUACCAGUCUCGCGGUCAUCAUACCGCCAAGAUUGAUCCCCUCGGUAUCCGAGGUACCAACGACGCCAAGGGCUUCUCCAACAUCAAACCCAAGGAAUUGACUCUUGAGCACUAUGGUUUCACCGAAAAGGACAUGGACACCGAGUACACCCUCGGCCCUGGUAUCCUGCCUCGCUUCAAGCGUGAUGGUCGUGAGAAGAUGACUCUCCGUGAAAUUGUCGAUGCUUGCGAGAGAAUCUACUGCGGUUCUUUCGGUGUUGAGUUUAUUCAUAUCCCUGACCGUGACAAGUGCGACUGGCUCCGUGAACGUCUUGAGGUCCCUACUCCUUUCAAGUACUCUGUCGAUGAGAAGCGCCGUGUUCUUGACCGACUUAUCUGGAGUUCCAGCUUCGAGUCUUUCCUGGCCACCAAGUACCCCAACGACAAGCGAUUCGGUCUCGAGGGUUGUGAAACCCUUGUCCCUGGUAUGAAGGCUCUCAUUGACCGCAGUGUCGACUAUGGUGUCAAGGACAUUGUCAUCGGUAUGCCUCACCGUGGUCGUCUCAAUGUUCUCUCCAACGUCGUCCGAAAGCCCAACGAGUCUAUUUUCAGCGAGUUCGCUGGUACAAACGGUGCCGAGGAUGAGGGAUCUGGUGACGUCAAGUACCAUCUCGGUAUGAACUUCGAGCGUCCCACUCCCUCCGGCAAGCGUGUUCAGCUUUCUCUGGUCGCCAACCCUUCGCAUCUCGAGGCUGAGGAUCCCGUCGUCUUGGGCAAGACCCGCGCUAUCCAGCACUACAACAACGAUGAGAAGACUCACCGCACUGCCAUGAGUGUUCUCCUUCACGGUGAUGCCGCCUUUGCUGCCCAGGGUAUCGUCUACGAGUGUCUCGGCUUCCACUCUCUCCCCGCCUUUUCUACCGGUGGUACCAUUCACCUCGUCGUCAACAACCAGAUUGGUUUCACCACCGAUCCUCGAUUCGCCCGAUCUACCGCCUACUGUACCGAUAUUGCCAAGGCCAUCGACGCUCCCGUUUUCCACGUUAACGCUGAUGAUGUCGAGGCUGUCAACUUUGUCUGCCAGCUUGCUGCCGAUUGGCGCGCCGAGUUCCAGCACGAUGUUGUCAUUGACCUCAACUGCUACCGAAAGUACGGCCACAACGAGACCGACCAGCCUUCCUUCACCCAACCGCUCAUGUACAAGCGCAUCACUGAGAAGGAGCCUCAAAUCGACAUCUACGUCAACAAGCUCAUCGAGGAGGGUUCUUUCUCCAAGGCGGAUGUUGAUGAGCACAAGCAGUGGGUCUGGGGCAUGCUCGAGGAGAGCUUCACCAAGUCCAAGGACUACACUCCUACCUCCAAGGAGUGGACCACCUCUGCUUGGAACGGUUUCAAGUCUCCCAAGGAACUGGCCACCGAAGUUUUGGCUACUAACGAGACAAGUGUCAAGAGCACCACUCUCGAGCAUAUCGGUACCGUUAUUGGAAGCACUCCCGAGGGCUUCCAUGUUCACCGCAACUUGAAGCGUAUUCUCGCCAACCGAACCAAGUCUGUUGUCGAGGGCAAGAACAUCGACUUCCCUACUGCCGAGGCUCUGGCCUUUGGUUCUCUCGUUACUGAGGGUUACCACGUCCGUGUCUCCGGUCAGGAUGUCGAGCGUGGCACCUUCUCUCAGCGACACGCUGUCUUCCACGACCAGGAGACCGAGGAUACCUACACUCCCCUUCAGCACCUGAGCCAGGAUCAGGGCAAGUUCGUCAUCUCUAACUCUUCCCUAAGUGAGUUUGGUGCUCUGGGCUUUGAGUAUGGUUACUCGCUGUCCUCACCCCACGCCCUUGUCAUGUGGGAGGCCCAGUUCGGUGACUUUGCCAACAACGCUCAAUGUAUCAUUGACCAGUUUAUCGCUUCUGGUGAGGUCAAGUGGAUGCAGCGAACCGGUCUUGUCAUGUCUCUGCCCCACGGUUACGAUGGUCAGGGUCCCGAGCACUCUUCUGGACGCCUCGAGCGAUACCUUCAGCUCAGCAACGAGGAUCCCCGUGAUUUCCCCACUGGUGAGAAGCUUGUCCGUCAACACCAGGACUGCAACAUGCAGAUCGCCUACAUGACCUCUCCUGCCAACUUGUUCCAUAUUCUCCGCCGCCAGAUGCACCGCCAGUACCGCAAGCCCCUCGUUAUCUUCUUCUCCAAGUCUCUUCUCCGUCACCCUCUGGCUCGUAGCAACAUUGAGGAGUUCACUGGCGAGAACGCUGGCUUCCAGUGGAUUAUCCCUGAUCCCGAGCAUGAGACUGGUGCUAUCAAGGCUCCUGAGGAGAUUGAGCGCGUUAUUCUUUGCAGCGGUCAGGUCUGGGCUGCCCUUCACAAGCACCGAUCUGAGAACAACUUGGACAACGUCGCCAUCACUCGCAUUGAGCAGCUUAACCCCUUCCCUUGGCAACAACUCAAGGAGAACCUUGACCAAUACCCCAACGCCAAGACCAUCGUCUGGUGCCAGGAGGAGCCUCUCAACGCCGGUGCCUGGAGCUUCACUCAGCCCCGUAUCGAGACUCUGCUCAACAACACUGAGCACCACACCCGCAAGCACGUCAUGUACGCUGGCCGAAACCCUAGUGCUUCCGUCGCCACUGGUCUCAAGCAGGUUCACAUGAAGGAGGAGCGCGAACUCCUCGAGAUGGCUUUCACUGUUAAGCAGGACAAGCUCAAGGGCGAGUAAGCGGAUGAAAACUGAAGGAACAGGUUUAAUGGGGGAUUACAAUAUGGAUAGUAUGGUAUGGUAAUUGCAUGGCCACUAAUCGUUUGGGAGGGAAGAAGUUUAUAAAAGCCGCUGGAUCUGGGGAGCAACUGAGCUUCUUAUGUAAACCACUUGUAUCAUACCCUCCUAGACGAAGGACACUUUUGCCCUACAUUGGCAUGGGCUUGGGAACGACAUAGCAUGAUUUCUUUUUAUUGUUUGAGUGUUCAGAGCACCUGACGGGUCGUUUCAUUUUCUACAUCUGGCAUUGCGUAGACGAUACAUCUAUCUAACCUAUUGAUAUUCACAUUUGGUUCAAAGUAUAAGUGAGUGAGUCUAUUUUCGGUUGUAUUUAUUAUCUCAACAAGAUGCAAUGCUACCUUGGCGCGUCAAUCUCAACCUGCCACGGCCGUACGAUCCCGUCAUCGCCCGUUGUAACUAGCAUCUCCUCUUCCCCGCGCCGCUCCGAGGCGGCAUCGUAUCUCCGGCACCAGGUAAUAUGAUUAACCUCGAAGGGUCCAUGAGCUCCGGGUUGCGAAGUUAGGAGUCUCCAAUUCGUCUGCUGUUGCUUGCUCUCCUCGGUGUUACCCAUGGUUUGGUCUUGGCUGUCGGUUGUCGUGACAUGUUGCUCCGAGUCCUCGGCGUAUAGCGCAACGAUCCCAUCGCUGCCAGUACUCGCUACGAGUCCUGUCUGUGCACUCCAUGUCACAGAGUAGAUAUCGCGGGUAUGCACCUUGGGUAAGACAGAUGUGCAUGUCCACUCUUCUCGUAGAGAUCUCCGCAUCGUAUUGGGGAUACCACCAAGAGCACCGGCAACACCUCCCGUACUAUUCUCCUCCGCCUCAUCGUCCUGCCUCAACGUCCAUACCCUGAUAGUGUUAUCGGCAGAAAAUGUCAAGAGUCGCGGGAAGCGAUCUCCCUCCCGGGGUCGUGGCUCCCAUUGAAGCCCCCAGACAGUGCCCGCGUGACCCUCAAGAACAGCAACACAAACCCAUUCUGCAUCACCAUCUUCUCGCCAGAUGCGCACUGUAUUGUCGUAACUUGCGCUGGCGAGCACGUCGGCCGAGUAGCUGCGUCGAGCGUUGCGGCCAGGGACGUCGGGACACCAAGCAACAGCCUUGACAUCGCCCUCGUGUUCGUUAAGCACAGCGAUGGUCUCCCACUCGUCGUCUUCCUCAGAUGCGCCGAUAUCCUCCCAUAUCCAGACUGACUUGUCGCGCGAGCACGUAGCUAGAUAAGAACCCGAGGGGCUGAAGGCGCAAGACUUGAUCUCCGAGUCGUGACCCUCGAGCACAAGCGUAAACUCCCACUCCUUGCUGGUAGCAUCGCCAUCAUCGUCGCUAUCAUCAUUAUUUCUCCUCCGCACGCUCUGCGCCGUGACCUCAACCUCCAGGCCUCCCUCGGUCUGUUCUUGGCCCUCCCAGCGCCAUAUUCCAGCCGUAGAGUCAAAACUGCCAGUGACGAGACAUAGGUUGCCGGGGCGCAGAUGGGGCUUCCAUGCGAUGGAGCGGACGGAGCGGGUGUGGCCUCCGGUAAGGACGCUGUGGGCCGAAGCAGUCGAGAGAGAGAACACAGUGACGGCCUUUCCGUGAGCGGUUGCGAUUAGAGGAAGAGUCGGGUGAGGAACCGAGGCCCAGGCGCGUUCGUGAAGGUCAGGUUUGAGGGGCGCGAGGGCAGUGAUGGAGGCCGAAGUCGGCGCCAUGAUGAACGAAGCCGCGAAGGCGAGAGGACGAUAAUUGAGCGAUUGACGACGAUCUAUGGAGAUUUUAAUGUAUGGGGUUGUCGCCAGCUGGAUUGGGCUGUUUAGGUAAUAACCAAGAAAGAGUCGAGGUGGUGAAGUUUAACAGUUCAUUUGAGUAUUUCCCCUCCUUAGGUCAAAAGUUCAC
Molecule: messenger RNA, 6164 nt
Organism: Fusarium odoratissimum NRRL 54006
Lineage: Eukaryota; Fungi; Ascomycota; Sordariomycetes; Hypocreales; Nectriaceae
Product: 2-oxoglutarate dehydrogenase, mitochondrial
Exons: 3
Coding region: 1105-4260 (1051 amino acids)
Biological process (GO): tricarboxylic acid cycle
Cellular component (GO): oxoglutarate dehydrogenase complex; mitochondrion
Molecular function (GO): thiamine pyrophosphate binding; oxoglutarate dehydrogenase (succinyl-transferring) activity
Source: RefSeq, a predicted model, not a curated record